Culex quinquefasciatus (southern house mosquito) is the source of this 1696-nucleotide messenger RNA. Its product is annotated as glycerophosphodiester phosphodiesterase 1. The coding region runs from base 345 to 1382 and encodes 345 amino acids. The transcript has 5 exons. Gene Ontology annotation, molecular function: phosphoric diester hydrolase activity. The record is from RefSeq and is a predicted model, not a curated record. Gene Ontology annotation, biological process: lipid metabolic process. NCBI's taxonomy places the organism in Eukaryota, Metazoa, Arthropoda, Insecta, Diptera, Culicidae.
GCAAAAUGUACGAACGGCUGUGAUGGGAAGUGAAGAUAGCAGCAGCAUGCGCAAUGACUUCAUCGGUUCGAUAUGCUUCCAGGCAUGCAAGAGCAGUAUUGCGGUACAAUCUGUCUCUUUUUUUUCUGUGAACCAUGACAGAUUCACCGAGUCGUUCGAACAGUAUGUACAUAUAGAUUAAGGGGGCGAGAAGAAAAGGUGUUUUUUCCGAAACUUUUCUGUGCUGGAAAAAGUGUCGUGAAAAAUGUGGUGACUUUGUUAGUCGAAAUUCGAUUUUGCCAUAGCUGCUAGCUUAAGCUACCAACAAUCAGGGUGCAUCUCAUGAGGAGGCAUCGCCAAUCUACAUGUAUUUUACGACAAUCGUCAAAGUGUUGAAAAUGAUCUAUCAGCUAUUUUGGUUCUUAACGACAUGCUUCACUUUUCUGUUCAAUGCACUGUGGCUGUGCUGUAACUUUGCCUCGGUCGGAAUACCGUGGUUGAUGUUGCUGUUCUUUUUGGUUUGCAUUGCGUCCAAGUUUGUCAAGCUGAAAUGCCCUGCCGGAGAGGUUGUGCAAUCGAUGCUUCACCGCAGCGAGAAGGAGGUCGGGUCCGAGGUGCUAUACUGGCCAAUUCUGGGUGGGGCCUUCGACGCACCGGAGAACUCUCUCGCCGCCAUCAACCAUUGCCUUUCGCAAAAAUGCUUCAACAUACUGCUCGACCUAAGCAUCACAAACGACGGCCACCUGGUUGUGCUGCACCGAUCGACCCUGGAGAAGGCCAACAUCAACCUGCCGGUUCACGGGCUCAAGCUGAAUGCACUCGAAAACUUUAACAUCACUGAACACCACCCACUGGGUCAGCACUUUCAGCCGGAAAAGGUUCUCACGUUUGAACGGUUGCUGAAGCUGCUGGAAACGAACGAGCUGACCGUGUUCCUGCUGGCGUCGCACACCAAUGCAAAGAUGGUCGAAAUCUUGCAGGAGGCCAUCGGUAAAAACUCGCUCUUCACCAAGCGAAUUGUGUUCUGCUGCUCGUCUCCGGUGGCGAUCUAUCAGUUACGCCAGCACUGCCCGGAUCUGGUAUGCGGUCUCUGGAUGGACAAACUGACGCUGUCACGUGCCCAGCAAUACUUUAGUGCGUCAACCAUCCUGAUGUCCGUUUACGGAGCCAUUUUCCGGAACAUCAUCGCACCGGUCAUCGGCAUCAGCCUCGUGUUUAUCCACAAGGAUGAGUUCAACGCGCAAAUCUCCACCUUGUGGCACAACGUCGGGGUGCGGCCGAUAGUCUACAAGAUCAAUUCACCGAACGAGAAGCGCUACUUCCAGCAGGUUACCAAAACCCAAUAUCUGACGGAUUCGCUGCGUUCCGAGCCGCAAAUCAUCUUCAAGUCCAAGCGCCAUUAGCGCUGGCCAGCAGUGCAUUACGACAUCGAACGAUAUUUAUACACAACCGCCGCGUGUUAGUCAUUUUGCAGUGUAGCAGUAAGGAGGGAGAAAAGAGGGUUGUCUCCAGCAGGGAUUUUACGUUACAUACUAAAAAUGGCAGCAGCAUCAGAAGAUGUAAUUUAGUCGAACAAAACCAACCGUGUGACGAUGUGCAUAGUUCUAGAGGCCAUCUGGUUUUGCAUUUCAUGAAGCUUUAUGUGCAGUUUUCUUGUGUUCCUUUUUUUGUUUAAAAUUAUUCUAUGUUUUUUGUAGAAUAUACGUAUUUAUUUUUA